UCAAAAUGGUUCAUCAUCAAACGAUGCCCAGAAUUGAGUGUCAAACGCGGAUAGUGGCCAGAAAACGCGUGGCACCCGAAGACAAAGGGAAACAAGUUAAGCGAGUUAAGAGAGAACCACAGAAACAGCAACCGAAGUCCUACCGCAGGAGCGUGCGGCUAAGCAGUAAAAAGGCUUCUGCAACUGACCCUCCGACCAGCAUCCAGACCCGAGAACAUUAUACAAAACUAAAUCAGAAACGAUCUUCUGAAGACCAAACACUCUCCUCUUCAAAACGACCACGAUUGUCUUUACCGAGCUUAGCUAUUGACCCCCCUGAGGAAGAAAAGCGACAUAUUACCAACUGGAAGAAGAUUGACCUGACUAGAUAUUGGUGCAGGAAUGACUGCUGGCCUAAAGAAUAUUUUAGAGCACAGCCUGGACAGAUUGAAAACAUGAGCCACCUUCUUGCAGAGAAAAAGUCAACAGCUUCUCUUCGCCGCAAGAACUCAAAUUCGAGUCUUGCUACAGGCUCUAACGCACCAACUGAUCAAGAAUCGAGAGAUGGAAAGAGCGCCAAAUACAGAAGCGCUACUUAUGAGACCGUCCUUGCCACCAAAGGCAGCUUUAUGGCUGAAUCUGAACUUGAAGUAACAGAAAGAAGCAAGCAGAUUUGCAAAACACUACUUGACAAGAAACAGACGAUUCCUGAAGGCACAAUAUUUGAGAAUGACCAAUUCCAGAAGGCUUACCAAAAGCUACAGAGUAAAAACAAAUCAAGAGUUAUUCAAGAUCUAUCUCGGUUGAUUGUUCCUGCGGCGGAGACAUUAGCUACAUGUGGCGCUAAGAAUCUCGAGUGUUUGGUUGAAAGCGUCAAUGAACCAUGGGGUUCCUCUAUUGCCUUCUGUGGACCACGUCCGCAGCCUGAUUAUGCGGUCGGGUUUGGCCGGUCUGCAUUCACAGAAGACGAGCUAAAUAAGUUGGAGCCAUUUCUUGGUGAUGACCUGGAAACCUACAGCUCCUUCUUCCUAGCCACCUUCUACAUGUACUUUCCUUUCUUGACCAGUGAGGUUAAGGGUACCGCCGCCCUCGACAUCGCCGAUCGACAGAACGCACACAGCAUGACCCUUGCUGUGAGGGGUGUUGUUGAGCUGUUUAAACUUGUGGGACGCGAGGAGGAGGUCAAUCGCGAGAUCUUGGCUUUCUCGAUCUCGCACGACCACAGGACAGUGAGAAUAUACGGCCACUAUGCAGUCAUUGAGGGGAACAAGACAUCCUUCUACCGUCACCCAAUCAGAACAUUUGACUUUACCAGCGAGGAGGGGAAGGAUACGUGGAGUGCAUACAAGUUUACCAAGAAUGUUUACGACAUGUGGAUGCCAGAUCACCUGAGAAGGAUCCGGUCUGCCAUUGAUGAGAUCCCUCGUGGAGUAAGUUUUGACGUUUCACAGUCAGAACCUGGACUCUCUCGAUCAAACGCCCGGAUUCUGCCCACCAGUCCAAACGACCUCUGAUCAUCUCUGUCACAAGUGAGGUGUAGAUUCAGGAUGGCAAGUUGGACAACACACGAGAGGCACUACCGCUAUUACGAUAACUGCUUCUUGAAAAGAACCCUUUCACCCAGCGAAUAUCAGCGCGAUUUCCGUGGCCAACUACACAUUUCACUCGACAACGCGGCGAGACUCGCAAAUGAAGCUGCCACCUUAGACUUCAUCGGCCAAGAGACUGACAUCCCCGUCCCACGCGUCAUUCACGCCGUGAUCGAGCAGAUUGAAAGGUAUAAGAGAACAUUACAAGGCCUACGCUCUAGUUGCAUUGGUGGACCAACUGGUAUUGUCUGUCCUCCACCAGUCGCCAAACAACUGCAACGCGAUGAAAUGUGGAUUACGAAGCAUUCUCCAGCUAAAGGGUAUGUGUUCUGCCACAACGAUCUUUCGCAAUCCAAUGUCAUCGUCGAUCCAGAUACUCUGGAAGUUAAUGGUAUCAUCGAUUGGGAGUUUGCUGGAUUUUUCCCAAAAUGUUUCGAUGCCCCAUUCUACAGAAGCCCCAAGCCUUCAGGAGCACAGAUACGAUCCCUCGCUGAUACUUGUGAAUUGGAACAGUUCUUCUCGGUAUGGGAGUUGGAUCAGAAUUUUUCGUUUCUUGAUCUACAAUAUCUAACUAGUGAGUGUACCAGAGAUUGGGUUGAGGAGGGGCCCUACAGCUGUCCUAGUCUCUGAUAUUUUGAAUGGAAUGGAAGAUAGCUAGGCAACAUAAUAGAUUAAUUAUUCAGAGAGUG
Molecule: messenger RNA, 2257 nt
Organism: Coccidioides immitis RS
Lineage: Eukaryota; Fungi; Ascomycota; Eurotiomycetes; Onygenales; Onygenaceae
Exons: 4
Coding region: 6-1493 (495 amino acids)
Source: RefSeq, a predicted model, not a curated record